UGCUCCGUGUGCCUGGGCUCCAUCUCUGCCCCGGCUGAGUGUGGAGGUGCCCUUGGCCACCAGCUGACUGGGCGUCUGGCAGGAUACGCCAGCCCCGAGCCCCUGGAUUAGCGGGAGAGUGACAGAGGAAAAGCCCUUGAGUCCCAACGGCCACACAGUGUCUGUGCUUAGAGGAGAGACGAUCGUGGCCGCACGCCCUCAGUCCUCCCCCCAUGGGGAGACACUGCUCCCGGGACUCCCACCCAGUGCCUGCCUUCCACCCAGUCUGAAAUCACUGACCUCACCACCCAGCCUGGGCCCCUUGGCCUCCGUUCAAUGAGUGACGUGCUCGCCCGGGCAGGGACGCCAGGCUGCAGCCCGCCCUGGCCCAGCGCUGCGCUGUGCGGGCUCCAGGUCCCGCGGCCCCGCCGCCCCCGCGCCCCCCGCCCGCACGGAUGCCGCUGCCGCCGCCCGCCGCCGCCAAACAUGAGACUCCGGAGCCGCCGCCGCCAGAGCCGCCGCCGCGCCCGCCCCGCGCGCUGGACGGGGAUCCGGGGGACCCCGCGGGCCGCCCCCGGGACGAGACCCCCUAUGCCACCAUCGAGCCCCCGGCCCCCCGCGCCGAGCCCGCGGCCCGCAUGGAGGAAGCCGCCGCCAGCGCCAUCGUGGUGCGCAUCGGGAUCCCCGACCUGCAGCAGACGAAAUGUAUGCGGCUAAAUCCUGAUGUUCCUGUCUGGGUCUCCAAACAGCGCAUUCUCUGUACCUUGAACCACAGUCUGAAGGAUGUUCUGAACUAUGGGCUCUUCCAGCCAGCCUUCAAUGGCAGGGCUGGAAAGUUCCUGGACGAGGAGCGACUGCUGAGGGAAUACCCUCUGAAUCCAGACACUCCUGUCCCCUACCUGGAGUUUCGGUACAAGAGGCGUGUGUACACCCAGAGUCUGCUGGAUGACAAGCAGUUUGCCAAGCUCCACACAAAGGCAAAUCUGAAGAAGUUCAUGGAGUACGUGCAAAUGCUAAAUGUGGAGAAGGUCUGCAGACUGCUGGAGAAGGGACUGGACCCCAACUUCCAUGAUCCGGACACUGGAGAAUGCCCUCUGACAAUGGCAGCCCAGCUGGAGCACAGUGCUGAGGUGAUCAAAGCGCUGAAGAAUGGAGGAGCCCAUCUGGAUUUCAGGACUCGGGAGGGAAUGACAGCUCUUCAUAAGGCCAUCCGGUGCCGGAACCACAUUGCCCUGAUGACACUCUUAGACCUGGGUGCCUCCCCGGAUUACAAGGACAGCCGAGGAUUAACUCCUUUGUACCACAGUGCCAUGGUUGGAGGGGACCCAUACUGCUGCGAGCUUCUGCUUCAUGACUAUGCCAAGGUGGGCUGUGUAGAUGAGAAUGGCUGGCAAGAAAUCCACCAGGCGUGUCGCUAUGGCCAUGUGCAGCACCUGGAGCAUCUUCUCUUCUAUGGAGCUGACAUGACUUCACAGAAUGCCUCAGGAAACACGGCGCUCCAUAUCUGCGCUCUAUAUAAUCAGGAGAGUUGUGCCCGGGUCCUCCUGUUCCGUGGUGCAAGCAAAGAGAUUCGGAACUACAACAGCCAGACAGCUUUCCAGGUGGCCAUCAUUGCAGGAAAUUUUGAACUGGCUGAAAUCAUCAAAACCCACAAAGAGUCUGACGUUGUGCCUUUUAGAGAAACUCCCAGCUAUACAAAGAGGAGACGGAUCACUGGCGCAGGCGGCCUCUCCUCCCCCCGCAUGCUGCAGCGUUCUGCCAGCGACAACAAUUUGAAAGCCGAGAGCCACCCGUCCUACUCACCAGUGCCCUCGCUCCGCAGCCUGCCCCCACAGCUGCUGGCACAGAUGCAGGAAGCUGCUGUUGGGGCAGGGGUGGGGGACAGUAGCCUGGCGAGCACGGGCAGCUCCCGGAGCACUCACAGCCGCUCCCCAUCUCUGCAGCGCGUGCAGGAAGAGAAGGAGGCCGACAUGCACACACUCAGGAGAAGCAGCCGAGGCAAGGCCAGCCCCAGCGGCGGCCAGGGCGCCCCCCCGGGGCCGGGGCCGGGACCGGGGCCGGGGCCCGAGCCCGCCCGCCACGCCGCGCCCGCCGCCCUCCGCGGGCCCAAGCGCAAGCUGUACAGCGCCGUGCCCGGCCGCAGGUUCAUCGUGGUCAAGAGCUACACGCCGCAGGGCGAGGGUGAGAUCCAGCUGAACCGGGGCGAAGCCAUCAAGGUGCUCAGUAUUGGUGAGGGUGGCUUCUGGGAAGGAACUGUGAAAGGACGGACUGGUUGGUUCCCGGCAGAAUGCGUUGAGGAAGUGCAGAUGCGACAGUAUGACCCACGGCAAGAAACGAGAGAAGACAGGACAAAGCGUCUCUUCCGACAUUACACUGUGGGUUCAUAUGACAACUUCACCUCCCACAGUGACUACAUCAUCGAGGAGAAGACGGCCGUGCUGCAGAAGAGGGAGCAUGAGGGAUUCGGGUUUGUGUUGCGAGGGGCCAAAGCGGAGACUCCAAUUGAGGAGUUCACCCCGACUCCAGCCUUCCCAGCGCUCCAGUACCUGGAGUCAGUGGAUGUGGAAGGUGUGGCCUGGAAAGCAGGACUUCGCACGGGAGACUUUCUGAUUGAGGUGAAUGGUGUGAAUGUGGUAAAGGUAGGGCACAAGCAAGUGGUGUCGCUGAUCCGGCAGGGGGGAAACCACCUGGUGAUGAAGGUUGUCUCCGUCAGCCGCAAGCCAGAAUCAGAAGAAGUCGUCCGGAAGAAGGCCCCACCGCCUCCCAAGAGAGCCCCCAGCACCACCCUGACGCUGCGCUCCAAGUCCAUGACAGCCGAGCUGGAGGAACUAGCCUCGAUGCGGAGGAGAAAAGGGGAGAAACUGGAUGAGAUCUUGGCAGCAGCUGAACCCUCGCUGAGAGCAGACAUCGUCGAAGCAGAUUCCAGGGCAGCCACUGUGAAGCAACGACCCACGAGCCGGCGCAUCACGCCAGCGGAGAUCAGUUCACUCUUCGAACGCCAGGGAAUGGCAGCUCACUCGGGAGCUCUCCCGGGGGCCGAGAAACCCCACGUGUCCCUACGCAAAGGAAUUCCCCGGACAAAAUCUGUAGGUGAAGAUGAAAAACUUGCUGCUUCUUUGAUGGAUGGGAAAUUUCCUCGGAGCACGUCAAUGCAAGACACCGUCAGGGAAGGGCACGGAAUCCCACCCCCACCUCAGACGGCUCCACCCCCUCCUCCGUCUCCAUAUUACUUUGACACAGGCCCUCCCCCAUCCUUCUCCCCACCUCCACCUCCGGGAAGGGUUUAUGAUACCAUAAGAUCGAGCUUUAAGCCAAGCCUGGAGGCCAAACUCCAUGGCCUCCCCCAGGUUAUCAGUGCAGCUGAGAUGUAUGACCAGGCAAGGACUUCUAUCCCGUAUCCUGAAAGGCAAAAGAGAGCCCGAUCCAUGAUAAUCCUGCAGGAUUCCUCUCAUCUUCCUGUAGAGCCAACAGAGAUCCCCCGGCCUGGCCCUUCCGCCACGCCCCCGGAGAAGCUGAAAAGGAAAGGGCGAGUGAUUGAUAACCCUUACGCCAACAUGGGCCAGUUCAACGUUAGCCUGUUUGCUCCCACCAAGCCCCAGAGGAAGAAGAGCCCUUUAGUGAAGCAGCUGCAAGUAGAGGACGCUCAGGAAAGAGCAGCUUUAUCCAUCGCAGGAGGCUUUACGCGGGAGCCCUCUCCCACGCGCCGGAGCCAUCGCAUGAGUGGCAUAGAGUAUCAGCACCACGCUGGCAUCGCUCAGGUCGACCCCUCGAGCAUCCCCUUUGCCACUGCCAUCGCUGGAGUCAUGAAGGACAGAGAGCGUCGUCUUGAUGAGAGGCGGAAAUCCACUGUCUUCCUCUCGGUUGGGGCCAUUGAAGGGAGCCCCCCCAGCAUUGACAUGCCAUCCCUGCAGCAGUCCAGGUCUAUUGAUGAGCGGUUGCUAGGAAGCCGAGAUGUGCUGCUGCCUUCACCUGUCUCAGCUUUAAAGCCAUUAAUUAGCAGCUCAUCCUCAACAUUCAUCCACCCCCUAACAGGAAAGCCCCUAGAUCCAAACUCACCACUGGCGCUUGCACUGGCCGCAAGGGAGCGGGCCCUGUCUACUCAAGUCCCAUCCAGGUCGCCCACCCCAAUCCACAGCCCAGAUUCAGACCGAGCAGCACCCCUGUUUGUGGAUGUCCAAACCAAAGAACCAGAAAGGGGGGAGCUAGAGGGCCUAGUGUCACCUGCAUAUUCGCCUGGAGCCAAAGGGGCAGUAGGAGCAGUUCCUGGGACUUUGGCCCCUACGAAAAGCCACUGGGGGACUCCAACAACACUGAGAAAAGAGACUGAGACAAGAGCAGAAACACCUGUGAAAGAAGAGAAAAAACACGAAGACAAGAAAUCUAUGAUCAUUAGUAUUAUGGACACAUCACAGCAGAAGACAGCCGGCCUCAUCAUGGUCCAUGCAACAAGUAAUGGCCAAGAGGAGAUAGGACUUGAGAUGAAAGAGGAGAAACCCGAUGUUCCUGAAGCAAGUGUGGAGCCGGCAGAGCUGCCCAAAGCGGAGACUGAGCCCAGCCCUGUGGGAAAGUCUCCGGUUAGCCCAGCAUCUGACAAGACACUUGGUCAAGGAAGUUCAGAGGAGGAAGUGGAGCCCUACACAGUUACCCUCCCACCAGCUCAGCUGUCUUCAAGUGAUGAAGAGACCAGGGAGGAACUGGCCAAGAUUGGGCUGGUGCCUCCACCAGAUGAGUUUGCAAAUGGGGUACUAGUCACCACCCCUGGCACACCAAUCAGCCAACUGGCUAAGCCUAGCACGCCAUCCAUACCAGCGGCAGCAGUAGCACCUUCUACCACUGGUGGAACACCCUCAGGGAAGCCCUCUGAUGCCCCCGUAGCCCCAGAGUCUGCUGCAGACUCAGGAGUAGAAGAGGUGGACACCAGAAGUUCAAGUGACCAUCACCUGGAGACCACAAGCACCAUCUCUACAGUCUCCAGUAUGUCUACAUUGUCCUCUGAAAGCGGGGAGCCUACUGACACAUACACUUCCUUUGCGGAUGGACAAACUUUUAUACUCGAGAAGCCACCAGUGCCUCCAAAGCCAAAACUCAAGUCCCAGCUCAGCAAGGGGCCAGUUACUUUCAGGGACCCACUUUUGAAGCAGUCUUCGGACAGUGAGCUCAUCUCCCAGCAACAUGCGGCUACUCUGGCUUCAGCCAGUGUUGGUCGGCCACGCUACCUCUUUCAGAGAAGAUCCAAGCUAUGGGGGGACCCCAUGGAGAGCAGGCCAGUCCAUGGGGCUGAGGAUGACAAACCAACUGUGAUCAGUGAGCUAAGUUCCCGGUUACAACAGCUGAAUAAGGAUACACGAUCACUGGGGGAGGAACCUACCGGGCCCCCUUUAGAUCCUGGGAAGAAGUCACCUGUGAUCGCAGCACGACUUUUCAGUAGUUUAGGAGAACUCAGCACCAUUUCCCAGCGGAGCUCCGGAACCACCUACACAGUUCGACCUGGCAGCCGCUACCCUGUAACCCGACGUACUCCCAGUCCAGUGAAACCUGCCCUGGAUAGGACAGACCCUCUCAGCACCGUGCGGUCCUAUGGAUUGACACCUCCCACCAUCCUCAAAUCUUCCAGCCUCUCCAUCCCGCAUGAGCCCAAGGAGGUGCGCUUUGUGGUGCGGAGCGUGAGUGCCCGGAGCCGCUCCCCAUCCCCCUCGCCCUCUCCCGGGCCCCCCCUGCAUACUCUGCACCCACCGCGGCCCUUCAUGCAGAAACCCCUCCACCUGUGGAACAAAUACGAUGUAGGGGACUGGCUGGAAAGCAUCAAUUUGGUGGAGCAUCGAGACAAGUUUGAGGACAAUGAGAUUGAGGGCACACACUUACCUGCCCUCACCAAGGAGGACUUUGUGGAGUUGGGGGUGACACGUGUGGGGCACCGCAUGAACAUUGAGCGAGCACUCAAACAGCUGGUAGACAGUUGACCAUCCUAGGCAGCGCUGGCCUCUUCCAGAGCCAACUUAUGGGGGGAGGGGGGCAUUUCUACUAGACGAAUAAAACCAAUUUGAUUCUCUUUCUAUUCUGACCACUGCACUGAAGGGCGAAGAGCUGAGGAGCGCCCACUCACUCCAUACACCCAGAGCCCCAGGUGUGCACAAACACACACAGACACACGCACAUGCACACACACAAACACAUGCUCAGCCCCCACUCAACCCUGCACCAGCCAACACCGCCUUUGGGAAAAGGAAUGUUGCAUGAAAUACACCCUCUUUUCUGUACUCCUAAAGAGUCAGGCCUGUAUAUCGCUUGAUGUGCCUUUCCCCAGGGGCGCUGCUGGUGGCAGGAGGGCAGGGGGCCAUGCCCUCGUUGGCCCAUGCUCCCCAGUCUGUGGUAGAACUUUGUUCCCCUGCGUGGAGCCAGCUGUGGAAUGUAUUCUGAUCAAAGGGCUGUGGAGGGGAGGGGGAGUGGUCGGUGUUACUGGUGCAAAUUAGCUCAGUGUAGGGUGAUGGGGCUGUCAGCUGUGUUGCGAUGGUCGUCUUGUGACCCAGGAACUGAACUGAUCUGUAUGUGAUACCAGGUGGGCGCUUGUUUGAAUGUCGGUUGAGUCCCCCGUUUCCUGAGUCACAGCAACCAGAGGCCUAGGCUACAUCCUGCCAAGCUGCCGCUCACCAGUCCCGCGGGCGUGGCUACCUGUCUGGGAGGCAGGUCAGGGGUCCUCUGUGAUCAGUGGGGCAGGUGGCUGGAGGCGCCCGGAGGAGCUGCUGAAUAGCAUGGGAGUCUUGGAGGGGCCAAGUGGAGAGUGGAGUGCUGGCACUCACACGGCCCCUGACGCCAGCUCAGAGACUGGUGAGGGCAGGCAGGCACCGAGGUGCAGGUCCCUAGGCCCAGCAGUGCAGUGGGAGCGGCGUCAGGGGUUCUGGGAGCAGGCAACCUGUUUCCCAAAGGCUGUGAGCAAAGCCUGCGCUGGCAUGCGGGCGCCAUUGGUGGGCUCCAGCUCAGACAGGUCCUAGUGGCUGCUACAGCAAGAAGGGCCAUUCUGAUUCAAUGGCCAAGAUGCAUGGCUGGGAAACCCCAUUCACCCUAGGCUCCUUCAGCAGCGUCCGCCCCAAAGCGGAGCAAGCCUGUUGCCAUGCAAACAAGAAAACGGGGAUGGCCUUGCCGAGAAAGCCAAGCCUUUGGACUCUGUGUUCCUUUGCCCUAUUGCCCUGGGCUGCCCUGGUGAGAGAGGAAGUGAAGCCGCAUGGAUAGAAGCAUGUUUGGGGGAUGUCCGAGGGAGGCUGGGGGGGAAUCAAGCAGAAAGUGCUUUGCCAAUGUUCAAAGGGGGUGGGGGGUGGGGGGAGUCUUCUUUUGCCUCUUGGUUUGGGGUCUUGUUUCCAAGGGGGACACAUUGAUGGCUAAUCUAUAAUCUCCGUGCAUUUAUGUAGAGCAGCUGAUGAUCAACAAGAGAUGAUGCUAAACUCCAGGAUUCCCAUGCCGUCCUAGUCAUCCUUAUUUUGCAUCUUUUUAAUCAGCUAUAUAUUUGAAAAGAGAAGAGAAAAAAUAUCUAUAUAUCUAUAUCUGUAGCACCUGAGUUUGUUCGCAUUUUACUAAAUCUCUGUAUCUCUAGA
Messenger RNA from Malaclemys terrapin pileata, 7565 nucleotides. It is a transcript of the gene SHANK3, whose product is annotated as SH3 and multiple ankyrin repeat domains 3. The record is from RefSeq and is a predicted model, not a curated record. Gene Ontology annotation, cellular component: postsynaptic membrane; postsynaptic density; dendritic spine. The transcript has 23 exons. Lineage: Eukaryota; Metazoa; Chordata; Testudines; Emydidae. The coding region runs from base 435 to 5939 and encodes 1834 amino acids. Gene Ontology annotation, molecular function: ionotropic glutamate receptor binding; synaptic receptor adaptor activity.